AUGUUAACUGUGCCGAAGGGAAAUUCAAUUCGUCCACACUUAAAACGCAACAAAACCGGCAAGAACCCCCUGAGACCGGUUGUCAUUGAAGAGAAAUGCGUCAGCAGCAGCGUUGACACUGGCGAAUCUAUCGAUUUCAAUACAACAACCGACGACGACCCAUUUACAGCACUUAACACAUACCUCGGCGAUUUCAUGGCUACCCAAGAAGAAGAACAAAUCCCACAAGUAUUCACGAAGACGAUAAUUCAUAAAGGAAAAGAUAUUGUGGCGGCACGGGAAAAAUUUGACGAAGAAGAAACAGAAGCGGUUUUAGCACCAAAGAAAACAACAAAAACCCCGGCAAAGAAACGAAAACGCGAAUGCGGUAUCCAACCACCGAUCAGCAACUCGUUUGCAUGGACGAGGAUUUUAACGACUUGCAAGCCCUACAGCUAA
Molecule: messenger RNA, 438 nt
Organism: Paramuricea clavata
Lineage: Eukaryota; Metazoa; Cnidaria; Anthozoa; Malacalcyonacea; Plexauridae
Source: the annotation of a GenBank genome assembly